AUGGAGCUCAUGGAAGGGAAGAAGAUCUUCUGCAAGAAACUCCUCACCUUCUUGCUCUUCAGCUUCAUCUUCAGCUCCUGUCUCUUCGUUUCUCUUCGUAAGUUCAGGACUUCUGAGCCCGAGCAUUACGAUUCCAGUCCCUCUGCACAAGUAGCCCAUGCUGGAAACACCAGCACCCCACCGAUGGGUGAACACAGGCUGACCAUCCUGCUGUGGAAGUGGCCAUUUGGGCACCACUUUCAUUUCAUAAACUGCUCGGAGCUCUACAGCACCCCGGACUGCCAUUUCACCGUCAACCACAGCUGGUCCCAAAAGGCUGAUGCUGUGAUUAUGCAUCACAGGGAUGUGUGCAGGGACAGGGAGGGGCUGGCCCAGCUCCCCAGACUCCCUUCCCAGCGCUGGAUCUGGUUCAACCUGGAGUCCCCAAGUCACUCUCCAAACUUAGGCGCCAUGGACAACCUCUUCAACCUGACCAUGUCUUACCGGAGAGACUCGGACAUCUUCACCCCUUAUGGGGAGCUACGGCUCCUUGGCCAGCCCCAGCCCCUCAGUAUCCCACCCAAGACCAAGCUGGUGGCCUGGGUAAUCAGCAACUGGAGAGCAGGCUCCCACCGAGUGAAGUACUACCAGGAGCUGAAGAAACACAUUGCUGUGGACGUCUAUGGGCGACAUCACUUGCCCCUGCCCUGGGACAAGCUCCUUCCCACUGUGUCCCAGUACAACUUCUACCUGGCUUUUGAGAACUCGCAGCAUGAAGACUACAUCACUGAGAAGCUCUGGAGGAACGCCUUGUCCUCUGGCACUGUCCCUGUUGUGCUGGGGCCUCCUCGAGAAAACUACGAGCGCUUCUUGCCCCCUGACUCAUUCAUCCAUGUCGAUGACUUUGCCAGUGCUGGGGACCUGGCGCGGUACCUGUGGGAGCUGAGCGAGGAUGCCGAGAGAUACCAGCGCUACUUCCAGUGGCGCAAGUGGUUGAAACCUGUGGUGGAGGCCGACUGGGCCCGGCAUGUCUGCAGAGCUUGUCACUUCUUGCAGAUGACAGAGGCCAGGUACCAGGUUGUGCCCGAUCUGUCUGAGUGGUUCGUGUAA
Molecule: messenger RNA, 1089 nt
Organism: Nipponia nippon (crested ibis)
Lineage: Eukaryota; Metazoa; Chordata; Aves; Pelecaniformes; Threskiornithidae
Product: 4-galactosyl-N-acetylglucosaminide 3-alpha-L-fucosyltransferase FUT6-like
Cellular component (GO): membrane
Molecular function (GO): alpha-(1->3)-fucosyltransferase activity
Source: RefSeq, a predicted model, not a curated record